GGCAGCAAAAUUACGCUGCGUCAUCAUCAUCUGGAUAGGAAAUUGCGCCACUGCUCAGUGAGUAUGUGACCAACAUAAGAAAAAUAUUAGACCAUUUUCCACGACUGCUGUGAGGCAUAUGGUGUGGAGUUAAAUUACAGAUAAUCUUGACGACGGCACCGUCUUUAUAAAUCGUAACACUCCAAAAACAAGGCAUGGGAGCUGGUUCCAGUCAACCCAGUGAGAAUGAUGAGCAGUCCAUUGUACCCCAGCAGGACAGGAGAAAGACCUCUAACAGGAGACACUCUGAGGAAACACUGGACUGCCCAACCUGCCAGGGCACGGGCCGCAUCCCACGAGGCCAGGAGAGCAAAUUGGUGGCAGUGAUCCCCUGCUCUGAUCAGAGGCUGAAACCACGACACACGAAGUUGUAUGUCACUGUGUCGGUGACGCUGUGCUUGCUGGUCAGCUCGCUGGUCCUCUUCUUCUUGUUUCCUCGCAGUGUCAUCCUCUCACCUGUGGCUGUCAAGUCUGUCUAUGUUUACUUCACCCCGACCACUGUCCAAAUGAACAUCACGAACAUCCUGAAUAUUACCAAUGACAACUUCUUUACAGUUCAGGCCUACAACUUGACAGUGCAGGCUCUUUUUGAUAAAACGGUUGUGGGCAAGGCUGAUAUGAAAAAUGUCACCACUGUCAAACCACUCACAGACAAAACGUUUGCCUUUGAGAUUCCUGUCACGCUAGUGGAGGAGGGUCUGAACAAUUACUGCAAGAAAUCUACGAUCAAGAUCCAUACGUUAUUUGUCCAUCUUCAGAUGUCAAUGACUGUUUACUACCUGGCCCACUUUGAGCAGCUUUCCCUGGACACGUUUGAAUACAUCGACUGUGGGUCUAACACCACAACACCCCACCUCAUCAACCCUACACCCUGAGACCAAGGGCUCCAUGAGUGGCGGGAUGACUGAGGAGUAGGCCAUGAGGUGAACUGUGUGUUGUUUUUUCUUGAAAAAAUGCAAAUGUCCCUCAAGUUAUGGGGAAGAAAGAAACUACAAAAAUGUGGAGCUUGAAAUUAAAAUUAAAGCUCUGAAAUGUUAUGUUUGUCUUCCCUAUGCACCUCUGUAGCACUUGCUUUUUAAGUAGGGUCAUUGCUGUGGUUGGAGGCUCUGCGCUGUGAAAAUGACUUUUUUUUGCCACAUCCUACUGAAGGUUACUCUGUUUUGUCUUCAAAGAAACUGAAAGACUUGAGUGGACUACAAAUUUGCACACAUUUUUGAAGGAGUACUUUAGAUAUUAUAUUUUGGCAUAAUUUCUUAUAAAACAGGUUGUCGGUGUACUUCUACAAACAAGUACAUUACUUUUGUAUGCGUUUUAAUUUGUUAAAGUAGGUAAAACCAUUUAGCGUUCUUAAAUGUAUGCAUAACUAUGUAGCAUUGAUCACAUAAUGACUGGUAGAGACCAUUUAGAACUUUUCUAUGGCAUAACAUCGGAAUUACAGUUCUGUCUUUGAUUUGUACACUAUUGGGAUUGACUACAGACCACACAUUUGUAUGUUAAACCAUAAUCUCUAAUUGUAUGCUAAUUAUAACAGCUAUAACAAGAUCUAGAUAUUAAUUCACCUAUGGUUUUUACGUGUCACUGAAAUGGGAUUAUUGGGGUGGGGGGGGGGGGGAAAGGUUGUUAGGAAUCCACAUGGACUAGUAGUGUCACCAGGGGGGGUUUUGGAAUGUGGAAGCUAACUAAUUUACUCCCUUGUUCUUGCACUACAGCAUAAUCAUGGCAAUGUUUUCUGUGCCCUGUUCAAAUACUCAAUCUUUACUUCCUCUAUUCCUUGAAUGAAUGGUUUUAGUGCAUUGUUUUCACCUUUGUCAGAUCAGUGAAAUAAAUAAUAGAAUACAGUAUUGAAUACUUUAAAAUACC
Molecule: messenger RNA, 1899 nt
Organism: Oncorhynchus kisutch (coho salmon)
Lineage: Eukaryota; Metazoa; Chordata; Actinopteri; Salmoniformes; Salmonidae
Product: transmembrane protein 106B-like
Exons: 7
Coding region: 195-914 (239 amino acids)
Source: RefSeq, a predicted model, not a curated record